This is a messenger RNA of Cercospora beticola, 647 nucleotides long. RefSeq names its product Hsp10p (gene HSP10). The record is from RefSeq and is a predicted model, not a curated record. Lineage: Eukaryota; Fungi; Ascomycota; Dothideomycetes; Mycosphaerellales; Mycosphaerellaceae. Gene Ontology annotation, molecular function: protein-folding chaperone binding; ATP binding; metal ion binding. Gene Ontology annotation, cellular component: mitochondrial matrix.
UGACUUUCUUCCAGCUUCUAGAGCGACAGACCGUUUCUUCUCCAUCGCCAUUUCAACCUUCCCGCUGACCAAACACUCCCGAAACCACCUUCUCCCACUUCCUCUGCUCCGGCGCUAAUACACUAUCACAAUGGCCACUCUGGUGAGGAACAUCAAGGCUCUGACGCCCCUCCUCGACCGUGUCCUCGUGCAGCGCGUGAAGGCUGAGACAAAGACUGCUGGUGGCAUCUUCCUUCCUGAGACGGCAGUGAAAGAGCUCAACGAGGCUAAGGUGUUGGCUGUGGGACCUGGUGCUUUUGACAAGGACGGCAAGCGGUUACCAAUGGGCGUGAAGUCGGGCGACCGUGUCCUUAUUCCACAGUUCGGUGGUAGCCCCAUCAAGGUCGGCGAGGACGAGUACUCGAUCUUCCGGGACCACGACAUCCUUGCCAAGAUCAACGAGUGAACGGCCAGAGAUACCCCAAACGAAAGAAUGAACGUGUACAAACAGCAUAUUCUCGGCGAACGGUGUGUAGCAGUCACGGACAUCAGCUGUUGCAUUCGAGGCUGUUGCCAAAUUGUACUAUCUAAACUGUGUAGUCCAACAUGUCUGAAUACAUCUCUACUCUCUGUUCAAUCGAGACAACAUCAGGAAAGAGUCUGCCGAG